This is a messenger RNA of Camellia sinensis, 1736 nucleotides long. RefSeq lists its product as uncharacterized. The record is from RefSeq and is a predicted model, not a curated record. NCBI's taxonomy places the organism in Eukaryota, Viridiplantae, Streptophyta, Magnoliopsida, Ericales, Theaceae. Gene Ontology annotation, cellular component: membrane. Gene Ontology annotation, biological process: dolichol-linked oligosaccharide biosynthetic process. Gene Ontology annotation, molecular function: UDP-N-acetylglucosamine-dolichyl-phosphate N-acetylglucosaminephosphotransferase activity.
GAGGAGGGAGAGAGGGAGAGAGAGAGAAAGAGCGCGAGUCUCCGAAUCCACAGGUUCGAGUUUUCUCUGAAGCAAAACCAGAGAGAGAGACGCCAUGGGAGCUCGAAAGAGAGGACCUAAAUCCGAAGCCGCCACGACGACGACGACGACGAAAUCUCCGUCAACAGAAACUCAAGAAAAAACCACUGCCGCGAACUCAACCGCCGCCGAGCCUCCGAUUGCUCUGUCGAAGGCGGGCCAAAUCCUGAAAGUCUCACUCAUCUUCUUCGUCCCGUACUUGUACUUGAUCUUCUCUCACUACAACAUCGAAGAGGAACUGAAGCGAUCGAUCCUCAUCAACGCCGUCCUCAGCUCUGCCGCCUUCUUCGUAACCCUCGCUAUGAUCCCUGUGGCCUCUAAAUACGUUUUGAGGCGCAAUAUGUUUGGUUACGACAUCAACAAGAAGGGCACUCCUCAAGGUUCAAUCAAAGUGCCUGAGUCACUUGGUAUUGUUGUUGGGAUUGUUUUCUUAGUGUUUGCAAUCUUAUUUCAGCAUUUUAACUUCACAGCAGAUUCAAAUUGGCUUGUUGAGUACAAUGCGGCUUUGGCAUCCAUCUGCUUCAUGAUUUUGCUUGGAUUUGUAGAUGAUGUCCUCGAUGUCCCUUGGAGAGUGAAAUUAUUAUUGCCAUCAAUUGCUGCUCUUCCUCUGUUGAUGGCCUAUGCUGGACAUACAACUAUAGUUAUACCGAAGCCUCUCAUUCCCUAUCUUGGGCUUGAGGUUUUGGAUCUAGGGUGGGUAUAUAAGCUAUACAUGUGGCUUUUGGCUAUAUUUUGCACGAACUCUAUCAAUAUUCAUGCUGGUUUAAAUGGCCUUGAAGUUGGGCAGACAGUUGUUACCUCAUGUGCUAUUCUGAUACACAAUGUAAUGCAAAUUGGAGUAUCUUCGGACCCAGAGUAUAAACAGGCUCAUGCAUUCUCUAUUUACCUUGUUCAACCGUUGCUUGCCACUUCCUUGGCUUUAUUUUCUUAUAACUGGUAUCCGUCUUCAGUUUUUGUUGGUGACACCUACACAUACUUUGCUGGAAUGACUAUGGCUGUAGCUGGCAUUCUAGGCCACUUUAGUGAAACACUCUUGAUAUUCUUCAUUCCUCAAGUUUUGAACUUCCUUUUAUCACUUCCUCAGCUUUCUGGCUUUAUUCCUUGUCCACGGCAUCGGCUGCCAAGGUUUGACCCUCAGACAGGACUGCUCACUGGGACAAAUGAUGGGACGCUUGUGAAUUUGUUCUUAAGACAAUUUGGCAGGAGGUCAGAAAAGUCUCUUUGCAUCCUUCUACUUAUCUUCCAGGCCAUUGGUUGCUGCUUCUGUUUCUUGCUGAGGUGGUUCCUAGCUGGUUGGUACAAAUGAGGCAACAACAGAGAGCGAAACAAUCUUCUAGUUGGCUUUAUUUAACAUGCGGGACUAUCUCAUCAGAUAGGUGUGUUGUAUUAUUUGUUUAUUUUUCUUUGGGAAAAAAGAGCAACUUAACCCUUGAGCUAUCUGUCAGUAGGAUAUACGGAUGCCUUGCAACUGAGCAGCAUUGACAUGUGAAUCAAGAAAAAUAGACGAAAGUGAAAUUUUUGUAUUUUUGCUCGUUAGGAUGAGAAUUUUCUCACAUAUUCAGACAUUCAAAAGAUGGGAGACAAUAUUGAAGUGUUUUUGUUCCUGUUAUUUCACUCAAAUUAUUGAUAUGAUCUCGUGAUUUAUAAAUCUUUCUACA